Molecule: messenger RNA, 687 nt
Organism: Synchytrium microbalum
Lineage: Eukaryota; Fungi; Chytridiomycota; Chytridiomycetes; Synchytriales; Synchytriaceae
Exons: 4
Coding region: 1-687 (228 amino acids)
Biological process (GO): clathrin coat assembly; clathrin-dependent endocytosis; intracellular protein transport
Cellular component (GO): plasma membrane; clathrin coat of trans-Golgi network vesicle; clathrin coat of coated pit
Molecular function (GO): clathrin heavy chain binding; structural molecule activity
Source: RefSeq, a predicted model, not a curated record
AUGGACGAAACUGCUGACUUCUUGUCCCGAGAGGACGAAGCCGUACACGCAUUAGGACUAGGAGACUCGGGAGCUGCUAUCUUCCAGCCUCCUUCUGCACCAGCUGCGAAAGAAGAUUGGGGCGCAUUUGAUUCUGAACCAGCCUUCCAAAACUCUCCAGCCAUGUCAACAUCUACGCCAAUUCCACCAGUUUCGUUUAUGAGCAGUAUGAGCACUGGUGGCAGCAGUCCAACAAAGCAAUUGACAAAUACUGAAGACGAACCGGAAGUUAUAAAACAAUGGCGCGAACAAUUCAACAAGACUAUAGCUGAGCGAGAUGAAAAAUCAAAGGCAAAACAUGCAGAAAUACUAGCUGCAGCCAAGACAUCCCUGGAACGAUUCUAUGCAGACUACAAUGCCACAAAAACUAAAGGAAUUGGAAAGAAUCGAGAGACUGAAAAAUCAUCUAUUGCUAAUAGAGAUGAUACAAGUGGAAACGUUUGGGAACGAGCAGUCAAACAAAUCGAAACUGCAUCAUCAUCUUCAUCUAGCAAUCCUGCCCGUCUUAAGGGAUUGGGCAAGACUGGAACUGCAGAUGAAAAGCCUGCCAAAGUCAAGUCUUUGGGCAAGGUUAAAGAUACCAGUAGGAUGAAAGAUGUUUUGAAAUCGUUGGUCAAGGAUGAGAAGGCUCCAGGAAUCACAGCAUAG